This is a messenger RNA of Williopsis jadinii, 1186 nucleotides long. RefSeq names its product putative polyadenylation protein (gene IPA1). The transcript has a single exon. Gene Ontology annotation, cellular component: nucleus; cytosol; ubiquitin ligase complex. Gene Ontology annotation, biological process: protein polyubiquitination; protein autoubiquitination; protein monoubiquitination. The record is from RefSeq and is a predicted model, not a curated record. Lineage: Eukaryota; Fungi; Ascomycota; Saccharomycetes; Phaffomycetales; Wickerhamomycetaceae. Bases 54 to 1133 code for a protein of 359 amino acids. Gene Ontology annotation, molecular function: ubiquitin protein ligase activity; ubiquitin conjugating enzyme binding; cyclin binding.
GCCACAUCUUGUUGUAUUAAUCCCACGUUCUGCUCCCCUCAGUGCAGUCUAAUAUGACGUUAUUGUAUUAUUAUGAGGUUCUUGAAAGAAUAAGAAGUGUGUCGAUAGUGGUUGAGCUUCUAGAUGGCUCUUUGAGCUCAUGGGAUGCCUUCUACGAUUCUAAGAGCCAUAUACUCACAGUGUCGGUUGGAGAUGAACAAAUCGCCAUUGAACUAUCCGACGAGAUACCAGAGCUAAGUAAGGAUGACCUGAGACUGUGUACAAAGCAGAACAAGCAAACGUUGGUGAUGAGACUACCGAUGGACGGAGCUGGUAAGUUCAACAGGGACUUCAACGAGUUGAUGUCUCUCAGCACGCAUUAUAAGUGGGAUGCCAAAUUCCUCGCAUCAAGCAGUUUCCAACUACACUGCCGUGACUGUGAUAGUCCGAUCUUAGACUCUGACGAUAUCUCGUCUCUCAAUGAGAUGCCUUCCGAACUGUGGGCUGAAAUGAUGGACUUCUGGCACUGUCAUAAACCUCAUGAUGAGAACGGCCACGGCCAUAUCGCUCACGACAAUACCAAAUACACUUCUUUGAAACCAAUCAAGAAUGGCGUCCUUGUCGGGACGUUCUAUCUGGCUUUCAACUCCAAUGACAACCUUUUCAAGGUGAGGAUGGACCAUGGCAGUUGUGUCUGUGCUGAGUGUGGUUCCCCUUUGGGGAACCACGAUAACGGUACUGGGCUGGAUAAGAUCAAUAAAUGGCGAGUCGUCCUAUCAAGGGACAAGGCGAGAGAUACCUACCAUGUCUACGACUACGUCUACUCCUCCCUGUUGGACAAUGUCAACGCCAGUGCUGCAAGAGUGGUUGAAUAUACCGACGGAACUUCCAGCCUGUUGGUCUGGGUCUUCAACACCAACAUAUCCUACAAGAUCAAUGAGCACGCUCCAGAAGAAGGGAUGAAGCUCUACUAUACAACAGAUCCAGAAGACAUCGCACGAGAACGUGAAGCUCGUGGUGAAUUCGAAGUCAUCGAUGUCGAUUCCACUAUCCUGAAGGGCACUGUACACCACCUAGAUGAUGUGAACAACACGCUUCCUCCGAGCAUAAGGAACAUGUCAACCUGGAGACUAUCACUGCUGCAUUGUAUAUAAACCAUCUUCCAUACAAGAACCGUCAAAUACCGUCAAAUUCCUUUAAAGACCGU